Molecule: messenger RNA, 471 nt
Organism: Lotus japonicus
Lineage: Eukaryota; Viridiplantae; Streptophyta; Magnoliopsida; Fabales; Fabaceae
Exons: 2
Coding region: 1-471 (156 amino acids)
Source: RefSeq, a predicted model, not a curated record
AUGUCUGUUGAUGCAGUUGGAAGACAAGGUCUAUCACCAUUACAAAAGUGCACCGCCGCUAUUCGUAUGUUGGCGUAUGGAUCACCUGCUGAUAGUGUUGACGAGUACGUUCGAAUUGGUGAAAGUACUGCAAUUGAGUGCUUAAAGAAUUUUGUAGAAGGCUCAAAUAAUGACAUUACUGUGCUAAACCAAUCUCCCGUGUUUAAUGAGGUUUUGCGUGGAGCUGCUCCCAUGGUGAAAUUUAGAGUGAAUGAAACAAUGUAUCACAUGGGAUACUAUCUAGCAGACGGUAUCUAUCCCGAGUGGGGUACAUUUGUGAAGACCAUCCCAAUGCACAAGGAGAAAAAAAGCAAAAGUUUGCCAAAAGACAAGAAGCAGCAAGAAAGGACGUGGAACGUGCAUUCGGAGUGCUCCAAUCUCGGUUUGCGAUUGUCCGUGGUCCAUCACGCUGGUGGCAUCCGAAUGAUAUGA